Menidia menidia (Atlantic silverside) is the source of this 510-nucleotide messenger RNA. The record is from the annotation of a GenBank genome assembly. Lineage: Eukaryota; Metazoa; Chordata; Actinopteri; Atheriniformes; Atherinopsidae.
AUGACCAGGAUGAGUCUGACCAGCCCCACCAUCGUGGCGCGGGCCCAAAAGCGGCCGAUGACCGUGGCCACCUGUGUGGCCGCCAACGGGAAGCCCCAGAGCGUCAUCAAAUGGGAAACCAGGCUGAAGGGGAACCCCACCCAGCAGACCACCCAGAACGCCAACGGGACCUCCACCAUUCGGAGCAACUACGUGCUGAUACCCAGCCGGGAAACCCACAAACAGAAGCUAACCUGCGUCGUAACGUACCGGAACGAGAAAAUCACAGACAGCGUGGUGCUCAACGUCCAGUAUGAACCGGACGUGAAGAUCGAGGGCUUUGAUGGAAACUGGUACCUGAACCGUCAGAACGUGAAGAACAACACCCUGUUCUUUAAGGGUCCGGUGACCUAUGACCUGGCCGGGACUUAUGUGUGCGACGCCACCAACGGCAUCGGGACUCGAACCGGCAUCGUGGACGUCAACAUCACAGGUAGGCUCCGCCCCCCCGCGGCCUCCUCCGCUCGCUAA